Petromyzon marinus (sea lamprey) is the source of this 4993-nucleotide messenger RNA. NCBI's taxonomy places the organism in Eukaryota, Metazoa, Chordata, Hyperoartia, Petromyzontiformes, Petromyzontidae. The record is from RefSeq and is a predicted model, not a curated record.
ACCGCCUCCCCCUCCCGCCCAUCCCUGCUGCUCGCUUUUCCGCUCGCUUCGAGGCUGCCGCAUGGAGCGGACAGCCUUAGCUGGCAGAGCCGGUGGGCAAUGGGGAGGUAAGGGCUGGGCGCUCGCAUCAGCAGCAGCAGCGGCAUCCUUAGCAGCAGCAGCAGCAGCAUCAUCAGCAACAGAAUAAUCAUCAUCACCACCAUCAGCAGCAGCAUUGUAUUAUCGUCAUCACUCACAUCACAAGUGAGAAAAGCGGCAGAGUAAGCAGAGUCAGCAGUAGCAGCUGCAGUAUUGGGACGGAGCGCUGUAGUAUCGUUCGCAAUAUCUUCGUGAUUUUUACGACUAUCUUUAGCAGAAGCAGCAGCGUCAUCAGCACACUUCCUCAUCAUCAUUAGCAGCAGUGGCAGUCGUCGGUUCAGCGCUGAAGUCCCAAUAUCAUAUUGCCCAUGAUCUUAGGAAUUGUUUUAUUCUACAAUAAUUAUCAGCAGCAGCAUACUUCACCAUCGUCAUCAGCAGAAUCCAAUUAGUCUUCGCCUAUUCAUCAUCACCAUCCCUCCCGCACCACCGUCAUCAGCACCAUUAACAUCAUCACCAUCCAUCUCCUCUUCCACCAUCGUUAUCUGCAGCCUCACCCUCCUCCUUCACCUUCUACUACCCUUACCUCCACCUUCACCACCACUUCUGCCUUCACCACCACUCUCAACCACCACUAUCUUCUCCACCACCAAAAACACCAUCCUCACCUCCAAUACCACCAUCACGACCCUCGCCACCGUCACCACCAAAGACAAAGAUCCACCCUCCGCCCCCGUAUAAAAAUAGCCUCAACAGACUGUUGGGGUGCACGUGCCGUGUACAGCGAGCACCGUCACCCAACCCUCGACCAACCUCGACCACCUCGUCCUUCGCGCACGAUGCUGGGCGCGCUGCUGCACGCGGCGCUCCAGCGGUGCCUCUACCGCCUGGGGCUCCUCGUGGCGGGCCACCCGGCGCCGUUCCUUGUGGCGCCCGCUCUCCUAGCCGCUCUGCUCGGCGCCGCCCUGAGCCGCGUCUCUGUCGAGAGCAAGGCUGAGGAUCUGUUCGCGCCCGCUCACAGCCUCGCCAAGCUGGAGGGGGCCCUGGCGGACGAGUUGUUCCCGCUGGAGCGAUCUCGCCAGCGGCUCUACUCGGAGCUGCACACGCCGGGUCGCUACACGCGGCUCAUCGCGGUCGCGCGCGGAGGAGGUAACGUGCUGGACGAGGGUCGCCGCCUCGCCCUCAUCUCCCUGCACUCGGCUCUGGUCGCCAUGCCCGUGGGACGCAACUGCACGUUCUGGGACGUCUGCUCCAUCGACUGGGACCGCGAAUGUGUCCAGGAUGCCAUCGUGGAACUCAUGGGCGGCGGUGCAGGCGAACUUGGGAGAAGACGAGGAGGAAUAGGUGGAGGAGGCAAUGGCAGUAGCAGCGCUAGCGACGCGUCACGCCGCCGCUCCUCCAUCAUCAUCCGCUACCCCAAAGCGCGACUGCGUGACAAUCAGGAGGUCUACAUCGGACAUCAGCUGGGCGGAGUGACUCUCUUCCAGACCGACCGCGUGCUCUCCGCGCGGGCCCUGCAGAUCACUUACUACCUCGACUCGGCUCACGCGGCCUCCGAGCUCUGGGAGAGGGAAUUCGUGACGGCCGUGGAGAGGGCUCGACACAGGCACGCGCACGACCUGGCGCUCUUCCCCUUCACCUCGUCGUCCCUCCAGACCGACUUCUACCAGAGCGGCGUCGUGGCCGCACCGAAUCUCGCCGGCGGAUUCGCUCUGGCCAUGGUGGUCGGCCCGCUGCUGGUGGUGGCGACGGCGACGAUGGUGGGAAGAGGUGGAGGAGGUAUAGGAGGUGGUGGUGGUGGUGGUGGAGGAGGAUGUGGAGGGUGGUGGACGGCAUUGAAGAAUAGCAGAGGCAGGACACGCUCGGAAGAUCUGUGCUUCGGGCUGCUGGUGCUGGCUGGGUUCGUGGGCAUCGCUCUGACCACGCUGGCAACGGCUGGAGUCAUGAUCCUCACCGGGACUCCCUAUAACUCCACGCUCAUCAUCAUCCCCCUCGUGGCGCUGGGCCACGGCUCGCACGGCGCCACGGAACUGCUGUGGACUUGGCGGCGACUGGGCUGGGGGGCGCGCGGCCCCCCAGCGCGAGAGGAGGAACGUCUGGCGGCGACGUUCGCGCGCUCGCUCCUGCCGCACACGAUGCUCACCGCGCUGCAGGUCAUCACCCUGGCGCUGGGCGCCUCGCCGCUCACCAACACGCGCGCCGUGCAGGUGUUCUGUCGAUGCGCCUGCACGGCCACUGCACUCGGCUACUGCGCCUGCGUCACCUUCCUGGGCGCCUGCGUCGCUCUGGCCGGCAAGGUGCGCGCCCUGCCCCCGAGGUGCUGGCCCGUGCCGUCGGCCACCACCACCACCACCAUGGCCACUGUGGCGGCAACAGCGGCGGCCACCGCCGUGGUUGUGGCCGGAGGAGAGAGGGUGGCGACCGCGGCGGUAGUUGCCGCUGCCGCUUGCGGUGGCGUGGAGAGCACGGCACAGGACCUCAAGACGCCACGCUGCAUCUGUGAGCAACCGGAUCUCAUCAGCUCCAAGGAGCCGCCCUGCUCCACCGCGACCACCAACACCACCAACACCGCCUCCACGGCCGCCGUCACCACCACCACCACCGCCGCCGCCGCAACGUCCGGCCCGCACCCGCCGGACGCGCCCCCCCGCCGCUUCAUGCGCGACCGCUACGGCCCUUGGAUCAGCGGCACGUACGUGAAGCCCUUCGUGGUGCUGCUCUACCUCGUCUACGCCUCCUUCUCCUUCAUGGGCUGCCUCCAGCUGAGGGAGGCGUCCGACCUAACGCACCUGGUGGCCUCGCGCUCCGCCACGGCGCGCUACCGGGCGGUGCAGGACCGCUUCUUCAGCGACUACAGCCCCGUCAUCGGAUUCUACAUCUACGAGCCGGUUGCCUACUGGAACGCGAGCGUGCAGGAGGACCUGCUGGACAUCACCCGGCGCUUCGUCACCGUCUCGUGGCUCGAGCAGUACACGCGCUACCUGCGCGCCGCCAACGGCACGAGCGCGCUGCCCCGCGACCUCUUCGUGUCGACGCUGUGCGCCUCGUUCCUGCGCCGCCGCGAGUUCGCGCACUUCGCCGACGACGUGGUGCUCGCGGGCCCGCCGGGCGAGCGGCGCAUCGCCGCCUCGCGCGUCUUCAUGGUGGCCAAGACGAACGAGAACACGCGCGAGGAGAUCGACGGCCUCCUCGAGGCCCUGCGCAAGCUGUCGCUCACCUCGCGCGUCAAGUUCACCAUCCACAACCCGGCCUUCGCCUUCCUCGAGCGCUACGCCCUCUGGGUGGGCGCCCCCGCGCACGCCGCCGCCCUCGCCGCCGCCCUCGCCCUCCUCCUGUCGGCGGGGCUGGCGCCGCCGGGGGCCGCGCCGGCCCACGCCUGGGUGGCCCUCUGCGCCGCCUCCGUCCAGUUCGGCGUGCUGGGCUCGCUGGGCUUGAUGGGCGCGCAGCUCGACUGCGCCGCCGUGCUGUGCCUCGUCUACUCGCUGUGCUACAGCGCCCACGCCUGCGCGCCCCUCGUGGCCACCUUCGCCAUGGGCCGCGGCAAGAGCCGGGCCCACUGGACCGCGGCGGCCCUCGACGCCCACGCGGCGCCGCUGCUCCACGCGUGCCUCUGGUUCUGCGCCGCCGUCGUCGCGCUGGCGGCCGCGCCUUCCAACCUGGCCCGGACCGUGGCCCGGUGCCUGGGCCUCGCGUCCGCGCUCUCCGCGGUCCACUGCCUCGUCUUCCUGCCCGUGUUCCUCACCAUCUGCCCGCCCUCCAAGGCGGUGAAGCGGCGGCGGCAGGCGGGCGACGGGGAGGCGGAAGAGGGCGACGCCGCAGGGGCUGCCGCCGGCGCCACCGACGGCGCGGUGGACCAAGCGACGUCCGUGUAGGUGACCGCGCCAGGGAGCUGGCGCCGUACAGGUGGUGGGCCGGAGGAGGGCCGGGGGAGAGGCGGCAGCCCCUCAGGGGUGCCCCUCCAGGCGCGGGUCGCCGCACCGAGCGCGGAGGGCCAGGCCGGCGCUUUGGGCCCCCUGGCUUCCAAAUAGCCUCGCUACGGCGCCGGGCAAAGGCAAAAGUAAAAGGUGCAGGCCCUGAAAUUUGCUCGCUAGUGCCGAUACCUGGCAGAAUGGAAGGAGCCCAACUUGGACGGAGCUUCGGAGAGCCACUCGACAAAGGGUGUUUUGGCCUACUCUUCCAUUCCGGCCAGCACCUCUCGGAAGGGAGUGAGAGUACAGCGCUCUCCAAUGAGCGCGCCGAAUUUGUGCUGCUCGCAUCGUUCGGCACGGCGUCCGACGUUUUGCUCCGCACGCUGGUACCCUCGGGCAGGAGCUAAAUUCAGGAGCAGGGCUUAAUUGCUCACCGAGUAUCCUUCGCUAUGUGGGCUACGGUGGGUGACUCACGUGACCAGUAGCCACAACCCAUCGCGAGAGGUAUACUUGAUGUGGCGAGCAAGGCGUGGAAAUUAAGCUCAGGGUGCAAGCAGUCGUGACUCGAUCGUGAUCCGAUCGUAACUUACGAGCGACUUUGUAGUAACUGGGUCCGCCGCUGUAUACAGAAGGCGACGUGGUGUGGGAACAUCAAGGGAGGAGACCCGGGUUGGAAUGGAUACCCAAGUUCUCCCACCUCUCAGGUCGCAAACCCCUAGCCUUGGAGUCUCGGUGUGGAUGACCUUAGGUGGGGCGUGUGCACCUGUAGAAGCAAGGGGUUGGCUGAUCACGCAGGGAUCUGUGUUUAAAAAAGAAAAUAGCUAAACCCACUGGGCUAUGGCUGCGAGGUGGCCAUGAGAUGGCAGUAGAGCAAGUGGGUUGUCUCCCCGAGUGUAUGUCGACGUGUGUGCGUACGUGUGUGUGUGUAUGUCUGUGCGUAUGUGGGGAGCGGUACUAUAGUGGUUAGUGCGCUGCGCUAUGAAUCCGGAGACCCCCGGGUUCGAUUCCCG